This is a messenger RNA of Ceratotherium simum simum (southern white rhinoceros), 1051 nucleotides long. RefSeq names its product mediator complex subunit 22 (gene MED22). Gene Ontology annotation, biological process: regulation of transcription by RNA polymerase II. Gene Ontology annotation, molecular function: transcription coregulator activity. Lineage: Eukaryota; Metazoa; Chordata; Mammalia; Perissodactyla; Rhinocerotidae. Gene Ontology annotation, cellular component: mediator complex. The record is from RefSeq and is a predicted model, not a curated record.
GGGGAGCUGGAACUUCCCGGGAGGGGCGCUCUCUCGUCCCCACCCCGCCCCCCGGCCAGGUGUCAGCCAGGCCGGGCUCUGGGGACCAGGUGCAGACUGGUGGCUCCUGGCCUCGGCGCCCUGCACGGCCUGAGGCCCCGCCAUGGCCCAGCAGAGAGCCCUGCCACAGAGCAAGGAGACGCUGCUGCAGUCUUACAACAAGCGUCUCAAGGAUGACAUCAAGUCCAUCAUGGACAACUUCACCGAGAUCAUCAAGACCGCCAAGAUUGAGGACGAGACGCAGGUGUCGAGGGCCACUCAGGGCGAGCAGGACAAUUACGAGAUGCACGUGCGAGCCGCCAACAUCGUCCGAGCCGGCGAAUCCCUGAUGAAGCUGGUGUCCGACCUCAAGCAGUUCCUCAUCCUCAACGACUUCCCAUCGGUGAACGAGGCCAUCGACCAGCGCAACCAGCAGCUUCGGGCGCUGCAGGAGGAGUGUGACAGGAAGCUCAUCGGCCUGCGGGACGAGGUCUCCAUCGACCUGUACGAGCUGGAGGAGGAGUAUUACUCGUCCAGCUCAAGUCUUUGCGAAGCUAAUGAUCUGCCUCUAUGCGAAGCUUACUGGAGGCUGGACCUCGACACAGACUCCACUGAUGGCCUCUCGGCCCCUCUGCUGGCAUCCCCAGAGCCCAGCGCUGGCCCCCUGCAGGCUGCAGCCCCUGCCCACUCCCAUGCUGGCGGCCCCGGCCCCACGGAGCAUGCCUGAGCCUCCCAGCGUUCCCUCCCUGGGCCCCUAAGAUCUUAGGAAUGAAAUCCAGUGUUCCUCUCUGGGCCGCCACAGCCUCACUCCUUUCAGCCUUGCUUCCCACUUAGGGAGCCGCUAUGGUCUCCUUGAGAACUUUUCAGCCCAGGGAAGGUCCACCCAGGAGUGUUGGGGAAAAAUAGUUCCCCCAACCAAUUGCGGGGUGGCCCUCCCUACCCUCGAAUUGUCACCUCCAUUUGCUGCCUUGCUGGCCGGUUGGGUGGAAGGAAGUUUCCAGGACAGUUUGUCCUGUUGAGGACCUACCAGCAG